AUUAUUGUAGGGCUCGUGCUGUCACCUCCCAUCCGUCGAGCUGUCAGUUGACAGCAGCACGCAUGAACAUCAGUGCAGCCGAGUUGGAGUUGACCACCCGUUGACAUUACGUCGUACUAUCUGCUUCUGUUCGGUGUUGUUCUUUAAUCAAACGGGGCAAGGACAUGACAGGAUACACCCUUGUCAGCUGGUCGGACUAGCCACGAACGCGUAGGAGGACUGAGCAGCUGGCUAAUAGCAACAGUUAGCUUGCAAGCUAACGGGAGCGGUGGUGUUGAGCGGAGUCUGGUUCUGUUUGCUGCCGUCAUAUGGCGAACCAAGGUCGGCGCUACUGUAGCCGUUUGUCCGCGGCGAUUGGUUAGACAUUGAUCAACAUUAAUUUGUCGGUUUAGUGUUUUACUUUAACGGUAAAUUGUAAUUCGUUUCUCAUUUGUCACAAAGAUCAACGCAUUUUACAUUUAGUUUGCUAUUUUUUUAUUUACUACAUUUAUCGCCGAUGUUCGCUAUCUAGCGUGCUACUCGGCUAUGCUAACGCCAGCUCACUGAAAGCUCCAGACCAGUCGAGGGAGGAAGAGUGUUGAUGUGGGCUGGGGAAGAGCGCAGGACUGUGUUAGGUCAAUGAGAACAGCGCGGUUAGCUUCAGAACAUCAUCGUCCAACAUUGUUACUUCGCUUAACCAAGCUACGUGGGUUAAUCGGUCACUUUGAUGUUGGAGCUGGCCAGAUGAAUAGUGUUAAUGGUUUUGAAUUGUGAGCAGAAGACGCUGUUAACACCGUCAACGCACAGACUGCAGCAGUUUGCUUAAAUAUGGCUUCGGCGGGCGGCAUUGCCGCAGUUAUUGCGAGCAAAACGAAGACGAAGAAAAAACACUUCGUUGCCCAGAAAGUGAAGCUCUUCCGUGCCAGUGACCCUCUGCUCAGCGUGCUCAUGUGGGGAGUCAAUCACUCGAUAAAUGAGUUGAGCCAUGUUCAGAUUCCCAUCAUGCUCAUGCCAGACGACUUUAAGGCCUACUCUAAGAUUAAAGUGGACAACCACCUCUUUAACAAGGAGAACAUGCCCAGCCAUUUCAAGUUUAAGGAGUACUGUCCUCUCGUGUUUCGAAACCUCAGGGAGAGGUUCGGCAUUGACGAUCAGGACUUCUCGAACUCCCUGACACGUAGCGCCCCCUUGAACAGCGAAGCCCAAGGACGCAGCGGGGCGCGCUUUCAUACCUCCUACGACAAGCGCUACGUCAUCAAGACCAUCAGCAGCGAGGACGUGGCCGAGAUGCAUAAUAUUUUAAAGAAAUACCAUCAGUUCAUUGUGGAGUGCCAUGGCAACACACUGCUGCCUCAGUUUCUGGGGAUGUACCGUCUCACAGUGGACGGAGACGAGACCUACAUGAUUGUAACGCGCAACGUCUUCUCUCACCGCCUUUCUGUCUACAAAAAAUAUGAUCUGAAGGGUUCCACUGUGGCGAGAGAGGCCAGCGACAAGGAGAAGCAGCCACCCCCAUCAGAGGAUGUGCCCCCGCGGCCCAAAUCUGGUAACGUUCAGCAAAGGCUGCAAACUCUGCGGAUUGCCACGCGCUUUUACUGCGCCAUGAAACACGUAAGAGAUGCCAAGGAGCUGCCCACAUACAAGGACAACGACUUCAUCAAUGAUGGGCAGAAGAUUCACAUCGAUGGGGAGAACAAAAAAAUGUUUCUGGAGAAACUGAGGAAAGAUGUGGAGUUCCUGGCUCAGCUGAAGCUCAUGGAUUACAGCCUGCUGGUGGGGAUCCACGACGUGGAGCGGGCCGAGCAGGAAGAGGUGGAGAGUGAGGACAACGAGGUGGAGGAGGAGGGUGAAAGCGACGGAGGAGGAAUCGGAACACCGCCCGACAGUCCCAGCAACACCCUGGACAGCAACAAGCCUCUGUGCCCCGGAGAGUUUGAUCCAUCCAUCGAUGUCUACGCCAUCAAAAGCAACGAAGGUGCUCCCAGGAAGGAGGUGUACUUCAUGGCUAUUAUAGACAUCCUGCAGCAUUAUGACGCCAAGAAGAAAGCUGCCCACGCCGCCAAAACUGUCAAACACGGGGCCGGAGCAGAGAUCUCCACGGUGAACCCAGAGCAAUACUCCAAGAGAUUUUAUGACUUCAUCACCACUAUCCUGUCAUAGCCUCCAGGAGCAGCAAAGGGAGAAAAUAGGAGGCCUCUCUUUUUUUUUUGGCUCUCCUUCCUUCGGUGGGGUGCAGCAUGCUGCAGCUUAACAAAACCCAGUUUGUUUACAUUUAAACCUCCUCUGUUAAAAGCGAGUGUCCUAGUCUUCAUGUUGUUUUUAUUGUUAUUUUUCCAUCACCUGCAUGUUUUUAUCCUGAUUGUGAUGUUCAGUGGGAGGGCGGGAUUUUUGUCCAGAGGAAAGUUCCUCAUGAGGAAGCAGUCUUCCAGUAGGCCAAAAACCAAACCCAUUCCGCUUUGAGCUUCUCCUCCAUCUCGUUUACUUGCGUUCAAAGCUUCUGGGUCAUUCUGUCGCCGCUCUUCUCGUUAUGUAUCGUUUGUUUACACCUCGUUGGGUCUGUCUCGUUUGUGAUUUGGAACGCUAAAGGGAAGGGAGUGGUAAAAAGAGAUGGAUUUGAGUUCACGGCCUUGGUGGUAAGCACUCUGAAAGUGUGUGUGUUCCCAGCGGUCACACAGCUCAACAGCACCUUAUGAGUAAAAGCAAAACAGUCGCACUUUCGCUUUGUGGUUUGGAUCCAUUAUUCUGUUACACGCGCUAGAGCCUGACCUCAAAUCCCGCCUUCACUUCUUAAAUGGAUCUCAGCAGGGCUUUUCUAAGUGUUCUGUUCCUUUGUGGUGUUGUAGGAGUGGUUUUUAAAUUUCCUUAAGGGCCAGCCAUCAGUGAGUUCACACAGAAGGACGUUUACCUCCAACAUCGUACCAGCACACACCCAGCGACGACCAAGGGUGUGUGUGUGUCAGUGUUCGCCAGUUGUAAACAGGAAGGAGGGAGGCUGGUUUAAUUCAUUAACACCAAACACUUUGGGCUCUAACUGUGUUUGUGACUUUGGUAUUCACUUGUGUUAUUUUACAUUUUUUAAAAUUAUUUUCAGGUGUUUGAAUUUGGUGAUUUUAUGACUUGUUUGUUUUUCUUUUUUGUAUAUUUUGCACAGGAGGAAAGUACCCAGAUGUUACGAUAAUGACCCCAAUUAGUUGAUACCGUCUUAAGGGAAAUGCAAUAUACGUGUGUGUGAGAAGUGUGUGUGUGACUUGUGUUUCACCUUUAACCGAUUAAGAAGAAGCAGGUCAAGUCGUCCUUUCUCUAAACUUAUUUCUUACAUGCAAAAAGCUUCUGUCACAUAAUAUUUACAUUUAUAUUUUUACAUUGAGUCUCAGUCUCGUGGUAUUUAAAGAAAAAUGACAAAAAAAAGGAAAUUGAGCUAUUAAUGGUGCUGUGGUAACGAAGAAUGAUUUUUACAACAUAGCUGUUCAAAGGUGUAAAAUAUAAAAGAUGCAUGUGAGCGGACCCAGGUUCCUUUCCUGUCUCCACUAUGUGUUUGUGGUCUACGUGCCCCGCCCCCUCACUUUAACCACAGGUGUGUGUUUCAGUGGUAAAUAGUCAUGCUUUAAAUAACUGUUUUUCAUUAUAUACACUGUGCAAGAUGUGUGCCUUUAUACUCCAAAUUAUUUAAUUUUAUAUUUUGUAAUCUUUUUUUUAAACAAAUGUAAAGUUUUUUUUAAUGUUAGGGCGUUUACGUUUUUGUUUUCUCAGCACUUCAGUGUUCGUUCAAUAAAACCCUUCCAUGAUUGUUUUCUAACCAACAAACAUUAGUGUACCUAAUUAGGUGUGUGUGUGUGUGUGCGCGCGCGUGUGUGUGUGUUGUACUCCUUGCUUUGUUUUUGGCAUCCUUUGAAACAAACCUGCUGUCACCAUAAACUUUGCCAGAAGCGGCGGUCCAGACUUCUUCCAUGAGCUUAAGAACAUUGUUUGGUAUUGUGUGUCUUUGUUUAAAGUAAAUGUCCAUUUUUUUUCUUCCUCCUCCUUUGUGGUAAAACGGAGUGAGCUGUGCAGUGCUUGUAUGUGGGUUAGGGUUAGAGGGUGGAGCAUCCUCUGCAGGUGUGGGAGGGCUUUGUUUUUAAUUGAAGCUUUGCAGAUAAAAUAUCCCAAAUGGAUUCAAACUGUUGAAUGAGCACAUGGAAAAUCUUAUUUCCACCUGCAGAGUCUGAUGCUUUCACCUGGGCAUUGUUCAAAACACGGUGUGUGCGCGCGCGCAUCAGUUUGACAGCUGGGUGUUCUUCAGUGGCAGAGAGGUGAAAAAUGAAAUAACUGUUUAUUGUUCUCCACAUUUAAUGAUAAUACCAGUGCACUGCAUUCACUCCAACCUGUUUAAUUAAAGCACUUGUUCUGCUUAACUGUA
Messenger RNA from Nothobranchius furzeri (turquoise killifish), 4375 nucleotides. RefSeq names its product phosphatidylinositol-5-phosphate 4-kinase, type II, alpha a (gene pip4k2aa). Lineage: Eukaryota; Metazoa; Chordata; Actinopteri; Cyprinodontiformes; Nothobranchiidae. The record is from RefSeq and is a predicted model, not a curated record. Gene Ontology annotation, molecular function: 1-phosphatidylinositol-4-phosphate 5-kinase activity; 1-phosphatidylinositol-5-phosphate 4-kinase activity. Gene Ontology annotation, biological process: phosphatidylinositol phosphate biosynthetic process. Gene Ontology annotation, cellular component: plasma membrane.